Messenger RNA from Cannabis sativa, 1273 nucleotides. RefSeq lists its product as uncharacterized. The transcript is spliced from 3 exons. The record is from RefSeq and is a predicted model, not a curated record. The coding region runs from base 307 to 900 and encodes 197 amino acids. NCBI's taxonomy places the organism in Eukaryota, Viridiplantae, Streptophyta, Magnoliopsida, Rosales, Cannabaceae.
CUCAUAAUUUUCAAAUGUAAAUUUGUAGUAAUCUAUCUUCUAAAUUCUAAUACAAAUUCUUCCACAUAUAUUGAUUUGAUUGUUCUUUUUUGGAAUAAAACAAAUCAAAUCCCAUUAAUAAACACAUUGUUUAUAACCGAACACCGUGACUUUGGUUGCCGACUAAUUUUAUAUGAGUAGAUCUCCCACACACACACUCUUCAAAAUCUUCACUUCUUUUUUCCUUUUUCCUGUUCAAACCAAAACGCGCAAUCUUUGUUUCUUUCUUUCUGCUGCUACCACUGUUGUACGCCCAGUAUCGCAUCCAUGGCGAUGACCCAGAGCGCGGCUGGGGCUUGUAGCCCGGUGGUUUUAAAGACGGGCCUCACCGUCAUCGCUCUCUGCAUUGCCGGCUAUAUUCUCGGUCCCCCUCUUUACUGGCAUUUCAUGGAGGGUUUGGCUGCUGUUAGUCAAUCUUCUUCUUCUUCUACUACUUGCCCUCCUUGUGUCUGCGAUUGCUCUUCUCAACCUCUCCUUUCCAUCCCCAUCGGACUGAGCAACACCUCCUUUACAGAUUGUGCAAAACGUGACCCAGAGGUGAGCGAAGACAGUGAGAAGAACUUUGCAGACUUACUGGCAGAGGAGCUGAAGCUAAGGGAAGCUGAAUCUUUGGAACAUCAGAGACGGGCAGACAUGGCUCUACUUGAGGCUAAGAAGGUGACAUCCCAGUAUCAAAAGGAAGCAGACAAAUGCACUUCCGGGAUGGAAACAUGUGAAGAAGCAAGGGAGAAAGCUGAAGCAGCAUUAACUGCCCAGAAGAGAUUAACAGCAAUGUGGGAGCAGAGAGCUCGUCAGAAAGGAUGGAAAGAAGGAAUGGCCAAGUCUCAUGCUCAGACUCAAGGAAAUGUCCAGACAGCAUAGAAGAAGCACCAUAUGACAUUGUGUGGAACAACAGCCUAAGGCUGCAUUCACAGGGAGAUUGCCUCCACCGGUACUACUUUUCACCUACAAAGGGAGUUGUAUCAUUAAAUUCAAUAUGCUAUAUGUUUACAAACUUAGAAUUAUAUGUUAUCACCAUCUCAAGUCAAAAUAUAGAAUCUUUGAAGUGUCAUCAUCUAUCUCGCCUUCUAAAAGCAAUCAAUUUUUUUUUUUGCAAGACCAACCUGUAAUCUUCUCAUUCAAAUCCAUGCCCUAAUGAAAUUUCCACUUGUAAUAUCUUGGCUAAAAAUGAAAGCCCCUUUCACUUUAUUGUUGUUGAAAACGAAAUGUGACAAGCUACAUUGUUUUGGAUGUC